CCGCCAUAUUCACCGCUGGAAGAAAUACGUGUUGCUAACGAGAAUCAACCCAACCCCCCCCACCCCCAAACCCAAACGUGGUGAACGUAGACACAUUUCACAAUGGAUGUCUCGAGACCCAUUGCAUUCGCCGAACACCUCCAACUAACAGCACUUGGCAUUCAGCCGGCGUCCAUUAGUUUUCAAAAUCUGACUCUUGAGUCUGACCACUUUAUCUGUGUGCGAGAGAAAGUGGGAGAACAGGGACAAGUUGUUAUCAUCGACCUUGCUGACGCCAACAAUGUCAUGCGACGACCUAUCACGGCUGAGUCGGCCAUUAUGCACCCCAAACAGAAAAUAAUUGCACUGAAAGCACAACGUCAAUUGCAAAUUUUCAACAUUGAGACAAAGUCCAAGGUCAAAUCUCACCUAGCCACGGAAGAUAUUGUCUUUUGGAAGUGGGUUUCGGACACAACAAUAGGUCUCGUUACUGAGACUUCGGUCCUCCACUGGUCCAUUUCGGACGCGACCUCAGCACCCGUCAAGAUUUUUGACCGUCACGCAUCACUUGCUGGCUCCCAAAUCAUCAACUACCGUGUAUCUGCUGAUGACAAGUGGUGUGUUCUCAUUGGUAUUUCACCGAACUCGGCGGAUCCGCAAAUUUUCAAAGUCAAGGGCUCGAUGCAGCUGUUUAGCCGAGACCGUGGCGUCAGCCAGCCGAUAGAUGGACAUGCUGGUACCUUCGCUGAGAUAAAGUUGGACGGUGCUCCGGCUCCUUACAAGCUGUUUACCUUUUCUGUUCGCACUCCGACAGGUGCUAAGCUUCAAAUUGCUGAAAUUGAUCACCAAGCUGCAAACCCUGUCUUUACCAAGAAGGCUGUUGAGGUUUUCUUCCCUCCAGAAGCCCAGAACGACUUCCCUGUUGCCAUGCAAGUAUCCAAGAAGCAUGGUAUCAUUUUCCUUGUCACCAAAUACGGUUUCAUUCACCUAUAUGAUCUCGAAACUGGCACAUGCGUCUACAUGAACCGUAUCAGCGGCGAAACUGUCUUCGUUACUGCAGAACAUGAGGCCACUAACGGUAUUAUCGGGGUUAAUAAGAAGGGCCAGGUGUUGAGUGUGAGCGUUGACGAGCAGACCGUCAUCCCUUACAUUCUUACCGUUCUGAACAACACCGAGCUGGCGGUCAAAUUAGCUAGCCGGGCAAAUUUACCUGGUGCUGACGAGCUGUACGUUAAGCAGUAUCAGCAGCUUUUCGCUUCCGGCCAAUAUAGUGAAGCUGCCAAGAUUGCGGCCAACUCGCCAAGAGGCAUUCUUCGUACACCGCAAACCAUAGAGCAAUUCAAGCAAGUUCCUGUUCAACCAGGCACUCUUUCGCCCAUACUUCAGUAUUUUGGUAUUUUACUCGAGAAGGGUGAGCUUAACAAGCAUGAGUCACUUGAAUUGGCGCGCCCUGUUCUUGCCCAGGGCCGUAAGCAACUGCUUGAGAAAUGGCUCAAAGAGAAUAAGCUUGAAUGCACAGAAGAACUUGGCGACAUUGUUCGCUUACACGACAUGACCCUCGCUCUCUCGGUAUAUCUUCGCGCCAACGUCCCCAAUAAGGUCGUCGCAUGCUUCGCCGAGACGGGCCAAUACGACAAGAUUCUAUUGUACGCGAAGAAAGUCGGCUACCACCCUGAUUAUGCCGCGCUUCUUCAGCACAUUAUGCGAGCGAACCCUGAGAAGGGUGCCGAGUUUGCAGCCCAGCUCGUAAACGAUGAGAAUGGGCCCCUUGUAGAUAUCGAACGCGUCGUAGACAUCUUCAUGUCACAGAACCUUAUUCAACCCGCCACGUCCUUCCUCCUCGACGCCCUCAAAGAUAAUAAGCCUGAGCAGGGUCAUCUUCAGACUCGUCUCCUCGAGAUGAAUUUAGUUCAUGCUCCACAGGUGGCGGAUGCUAUUCUCGGAAAUGAGAUGCUCAGCCAUUACGACCGACCACGUAUUGCCAACUUGUGCGAGAAGGCCGGCUUAUUGCAGCGUGCUCUCGAACAUUACGAGGAUCUGGCCGAUAUCAAGCGUGUCAUCGUUCACGCUAAGAUUCUCAGUUCGGAUUGGGUUGUCAAUUACUUUAGUCGACUCACCACCGAUCAGUCGUUUGCUUGUAUGAACGAGAUGCUUCGGAUCAAUAUGCGCGAAAACCUUCAGGUGGUGGUUCAGAUCGCAACCAAGUAUUCCGACAUUCUUGGUCCAGUCAAACUCAUCGAGUUAUUCGAGUCGUAUAAGAGCUUCGAGGGGCUAUAUUACUACCUUGGCUCGGUCGUAAAUCUCAGUCAAGACUCCGAGGUUCACUUCAAGUACAUCCAGGCCGCUACUCGGACGGGCCAGAUCCGCGAGGUUGAACGGAUCUGCCGUGAGAGCAAUUACUACAAUCCAGAAAAAGUCAAGAAUUUCCUCAAGGAGGCGAAACUUUCCGAUCAACUCCCACUUAUCAUCGUCUGCGAUCGCUUCGACUUUGUGCACGAUCUUGUUCUUUAUCUUUAUCAAAAUGGAUUGGUCAAGUUUAUCGAGGUUUAUGUUCAGCGCGUCAACGCGGCCCGCACGCCUCAGGUUGUGGGUGGCCUCCUGGACGUUGACUGCGACGAAGCAACUAUCAAAAGCCUUCUCGCCUCCGUUAUCGGGAUUUUCCCCAUCGAUGAGCUCGUCGAGGAAGUUGAGAAACGUAAUCGCCUCAAGCUUAUUCAGCCUUGGGUUGAGUCGCGCAUCGCCAGUGGACAACAAGAUCCGCCGCUGUACAACGCGUUAGCGAAGAUUUAUAUCGACAGCAACAACAACCCCGAAGCUUUCCUUAAGGAAAAUAAUUUAUACGAGCCCUUGGUUGUUGGUAAAUACUGCGAGGCCCGUGAUCCGUACCUUGCGUACAUCGCCUAUGCAAAAGGCUUCUGUGAUGAGGAGCUCAUCGGCAUCACGAAUGCUAAUUCCAUGUUCAAACAUCAAGCUCGCUACUUGGUGAAGCGUUGUCGUCUCGAGCUUUGGGCUCAGGUACUCGUCCCCAGCAAUGACCAUCGUCGUCAGCUCAUUGACCAGGUUACCGCUGUCGCCAUCCCCGAGGCCACUGAUCCGGAUGAUGUGUCGGCGACUGUCAAGGCGUUCAUGGCCGCCGAUCUUCCCAUCGAACUGAUCGAGAUGCUGGAGAAGAUCGUCAUUGAAUCCUCACCUUUCAGCGAAAACAAGAACCUCCAAAAUCUUUUACUCCUCACUGCCAUCCGCUCCCAUAGGGCUAAGGUGGAUGGCUACAUCCACAAACUCGCCAACUACGACCACUUGGAUAUCGCCCGCAUUGCGACUGACAAUGGUUUAUACGAAGAAGCGUUUACCAUUUAUAAGAAGUAUAAUGAACAUGCCCUGGCUAUGAACAUAUUGGUAGAACAUAUCGUUGACCAACCUGCUGUCUGGGCGCGGCUCGCCAAGGCUCAGCUCGAUGGAUUGCGCAUCAAGGAUUCGAUUGACUCGUACAUCAAGGCUGGCGAUCCCUCCAACUUCCUUGAGGUAAUUGAGAUCGCCAAUCGUGCUGGCAAGCAAGACGACCUCGUCCGCUAUCUCCAAAUGGCGCGCAAAACUCUUCGUGAACCGAAGCUCGACACCGAGUUGGCGUAUGCAUAUGCCAAGACGGAUCGUCUCCAUGACAUGGAAGAUUUCCUUGGCAUGACGAAUGUGGCCGACAUUUUGGAUGUCGGAGAGAAAUGCUUCAACGAUGAGCUUUACCAAGCUGCGAAAUUAUUGUUCAGCAGCAUUUCGAACUGGGCUCGUUUGGCGACAACACUCAUAUAUCUCGGUGAGUAUCAGGCGGCAGUUGAAAGUGCUCGCAAGGCUGGCAACACAGAGGUGUGGAAGCAAGUUCACAGAGCUUGUGUUGAGAAGACUGAGUUCCGUUUGGCAUCGUUGCUCAUCUGCCUACCAUAUCAGGAGGAAUUGUCUGCUGUCCUGAAGCUCUACGAACAUAAUGGAUAUUUCAACGAAGUCCUGUCGCUGCUUGAAGGUGGUCUCAGUCUCGAGAGAGCACAUAUGGGUAUUUUCACAGAGCUAGCCAUCCUAUAUUCUAAAUAUCGCCCAGAGAAAUUGAUGGAGCAUCUCAAACUCUUUGCCUCUCGGAUCAACAUCCCCAAGGCGAUCAAGGCUGCGGAGAAAGCCCAUUUGUGGCCCGAACUUGUGUUUUUAUACGUCAAAUAUGAUGAAUUCGAUAACGCUUGUUUGUCAAUGAUGGAGCGUGCAGCGGAUGCUUGGGAACAUAACCAGUUCAAAGAAGUCAUCGUCAAAGUUGCAAACAUCGAAAUGUACGCUCUCUCCUUUUAUCUCGGAGAGCAACCCAUGUUGCUCAAUGACCUCCUCGGCGUUCUGAUCCCUCGAAUUGACCAUUCCCGUGUUGUCCGCAUGUUCAGCACCAAGGAGAAUGACAAUCUUCCCCUCAUCAAGCCUUACCUUAUCUCCAUUCAACACCUGAACAUUGAAGCCGUCAAUGAAGCCUACAACAACGUGCUGAUAGAAGAGGAAGAUUACGACACUCUCCGUGAUUCGAUAGACAGCUUUGACCGUUAUGAUUCCGUCGCCCUUGCUAAGAGGCUAGAGCAGCACGAGCUACUCGAGUUCAGAAGACUGGCGGCACAUCUUUAUAAGAAAAACAAGCGAUGGGAUAUAUCGAUUACAUCGUCGAAGCAGGACAAACUUUUCAAAGAUGCCAUUAUCACCGCAGCUGCGUCGGGCUCAACCGAGGUCGCCGAGGAUCUAUUGUCAUAUUUCGUUGACAUCGGAAACAAGGAGUGCUUUGCCGCUAUGCUUUACGUCUGCUUCAAUUUGUUACGUCCUGACGUCGUUAUGGACCUAUCUUGGCAACAUGGCCUCAACGACUUUUAUAUGCCCUAUAAGGUUCAAUCCGAACGUACCCUAAAUGAGAAGAUAACUCAGCUCGAAAGAGAGGUCAAGGAGCGGACCAAGAGGGAAACCCAGAAGGAACAAGCGGAAGCUGAGAUGCCGAUAAUUGCUCCUGGCGGGAUUCUACGGAUCACACAAGGUGGCGAGUUUGGCUCCAGUCUUGGUGCAGGUGUGACCCCUCUGUACGCUAACGGAACAGGGUUACCCUCACUCCCCACUGGCUUCGGUUUCUAAUUUCGAUUAUCUUUAACAUUUCUCUUCCAGACUUGCAUUUUACACUAUCCCCCUUCAUCAUUUGCAUGUAAUAUUCAUACAUUUACCGGGCCAAGUCUAUGCUAGUGUACCCGUUUCACGUUUCUGUACUCCCAGCUUUGCCCUUACGUUUCAUUUCUCAUCGUCUGGAAGGAUCAGAGAGACCAGCAUUGUCAAUCACCUCGAUCUCCUCCUGAGUCAGGGCAG
Cantharellus anzutake is the source of this 5340-nucleotide messenger RNA. RefSeq names its product clathrin heavy chain 1. Gene Ontology annotation, cellular component: clathrin complex; actin cortical patch; clathrin coat of coated pit. The record is from RefSeq and is a predicted model, not a curated record. Lineage: Eukaryota; Fungi; Basidiomycota; Agaricomycetes; Cantharellales; Hydnaceae. The transcript is spliced from 23 exons. The coding region runs from base 103 to 5115 and encodes 1670 amino acids. Gene Ontology annotation, molecular function: clathrin light chain binding; structural molecule activity. Gene Ontology annotation, biological process: intracellular protein transport; Golgi to endosome transport; receptor-mediated endocytosis.